Messenger RNA from Dibothriocephalus latus, 316 nucleotides. The record is from the annotation of a GenBank genome assembly. NCBI's taxonomy places the organism in Eukaryota, Metazoa, Platyhelminthes, Cestoda, Diphyllobothriidea, Diphyllobothriidae.
UUUUUCAAACCUUACCCAACCGCCAUCUCCCUCCUCAAUUACACAGGUUUUGGCGGUCAGUUGGACUUUCUGCGGGGCGCGGCAAUGGGCACUGAUGGGCUGGGAAAACCCAUCCUUGCCAUGGCGUCCACAACAAGCAAAGGCCAGUCAAAAAUCGUGCCCGAGCUGGCUGAAUGUGCCGGCGUCGUUACACCCUCGGACCAUGUCCACUACUUGGUCACCGAGUACGGUAUUGCAGAACUGUUUGGUCGAACGCAGCGUCAACGAGCGCACGCUCUCAUCCAGGUGGCCCACCCGAAAUUCCGGUGAGCGAUAG